UAACUAGUUGCCAUGAAUUUCACUCUGGGCAAGAUGCUGAUGCUGAUUGCAUUCUUCUUUGUGGGUAUCUUUUCAACCAUCUUUAAUAGGCGGUAUUCCCACUGGACUUUACUAUUGUUCAGGAUCAUGAUCAGGUGCAAGCGUCUGAAGAGGGGCAUGAAGGUGAAAUUCGUUGAACAUGAGGGCUACAGGUUCUGUUACUUCUGCCGAGGGAAACCAGGCUCUCAGCCAUCGGUGCUGAUGCUUCAUGGCUUCUCAUUCAACAAAGAUAUGUGGCUAGACACCAUCAAACUCUUUCCAAAGGACCUCCACGUGGUCUGCCUUGACAUGCCUGGCCACGGAGAAACCACUCGCCUGCUGGCAGAAAGUUACACGGCAGUAAACCAAGCAAAAAUGAUACACCAGUUUGUUGAGUGCAUUGGCCUGAACCAAAAGCCUUUCCACCUGGUUGGCAUGUCCAUGGGUGGAACAAUUGCUGGUAUUUAUGCGGCUCAGUAUCCAUCUGAUGUCUCUCGCUUGUCUCUCCUUUGCCCACCUGGCCUACGGUAUGCAGCAGAUAAUGAGUUCAUCAAACAUAUGAAGGAGCUGCGGAAAUCUACCAACUCACACAGCAACCCUCUGGUUCCUUUGACCGUAAAACAGGGAGAAAGUUUGCUCAGACUUGGCUUAUACCAUCCCAGCAGUACAAACAUGCAGCUCCUAAAGGGAUAUCUGAAAGACAGGAGGCCACACAAGUCUUUCUUCUUAAAAUGCUUUUUAGACAUGUCCAGCAGGGAGUCCAGGUACCGCUUGCAUGACAGCAUGAGCAAGAUCAGGGCUCCAGCGCAAAUCAUCUGGGGAAGGGAGGACAAGGUGAUGGAUCCUUCCGGGGCAGAAAUGUUAGCCAAAGCCAUCCCUGCCUCCCAAGUGCAUAUACUGGAGAAAUGUGGACAUUUCAUCACUCUCGAUAGGCCCAGGAAACUGUCAAAACUUCUUCUGGAAUUCCACUAUUCAGUCUGUGGCACAGCAGAGAAUAAGAAGAUGGCGUAAACCUCGCCAAGGUUGGAGCAGCAGCUCAUGAAGAUUCAAAGCAACUUGGUACCUCAGAAAGGACAAUGUGGAAACGACAUUUUGAAUGUUCCUCUCCCCCCUGCAUUUUUCACAACAAAAGGUUUAUGGAAUAUGGUAUAUGGGCUCUCCACAGGGCCUAAACAGAACUGAGGAAUUUGCAUGCUUCAUUUUCCAUGUCACAACUUGUAAUUAGGUCACAUCGGUGGGGAGAAACCAACCAACCAACUUGUGGGUAUUAGAUUUCAGAU
Podarcis raffonei (Aeolian wall lizard) is the source of this 1298-nucleotide messenger RNA. RefSeq names its product monoacylglycerol lipase ABHD6-like. The coding region runs from base 13 to 1029 and encodes 338 amino acids. Gene Ontology annotation, molecular function: catalytic activity. The transcript has 8 exons. NCBI's taxonomy places the organism in Eukaryota, Metazoa, Chordata, Lepidosauria, Squamata, Lacertidae. The record is from RefSeq and is a predicted model, not a curated record.